AUGGCUUCUUCUCAACAAGCACAGUCCCCGCCACUAGAGCCAUCAGCAUUAACUCGACUCAUUGCCUCCGCCUCCGGAAACCCCCUCGCCGCAACCACAAUCCAAAUCCUCCACAAUCUCCAACACCAGCAUCUCUGGACAUCUCUUGAAAUCCACGACAUUUCCGAAACCUCAAUCGCCUCUGAUGCGCCACCAACCCUGAUCUCAGGUAUUCCGCCGCACCGGGUAUACACGCACCCCGAUGAGCAGCUCUACAUGCUGGAGAAGGGCAUUGCGGAGGAUGAUCUUCGACCGGAGAGGUUAUUCGUGAUUCCUACGGCGCAGGGACAAUCUUGGAGUUUGCGCCGGAUGGCUGCAGCUUUUGAUUCCUUGGCAAUUCUUGAACUUUCGGAGAGCGAGGAAGCAUUGUCGAGUGGGGAGUCUGUGGAUCCUGAAAAGGCACAGAAACUUGAUGAAUAUUAUGAGAGGAAGGCGAACGCGAGGGAAACGAAAGAAUGGGGAACGAGGAGAGCUCUGCUGGCAAUGACGAAUAGGGGGAUGGGUGGUGAGGGGACGGUCGUUUACUAUGUUGUCCAGGAAGGAGAGGUCAAGCCACGGCAAAACUGA
Molecule: messenger RNA, 606 nt
Organism: Penicillium subrubescens
Lineage: Eukaryota; Fungi; Ascomycota; Eurotiomycetes; Eurotiales; Aspergillaceae
Exons: 1
Coding region: 1-606 (201 amino acids)
Biological process (GO): tRNA splicing, via endonucleolytic cleavage and ligation; tRNA-type intron splice site recognition and cleavage
Cellular component (GO): tRNA-intron endonuclease complex
Molecular function (GO): nucleic acid binding
Source: RefSeq, a predicted model, not a curated record